Mustela erminea (ermine) is the source of this 1786-nucleotide messenger RNA. Its product is annotated as zinc finger protein 501-like. Lineage: Eukaryota; Metazoa; Chordata; Mammalia; Carnivora; Mustelidae. Gene Ontology annotation, biological process: regulation of transcription by RNA polymerase II. Bases 321 to 1760 code for a protein of 479 amino acids. The transcript is spliced from 3 exons. The record is from RefSeq and is a predicted model, not a curated record. Gene Ontology annotation, molecular function: DNA-binding transcription factor activity; RNA polymerase II cis-regulatory region sequence-specific DNA binding.
CUGUCAGAGUUCAGGUGGGAUUUUGUGAGUGUCUGAAGUUGCCUCUCAAGCCGUGUGUGUGUGUGUGUGUGUGUGUGUGUGUGUGUGGUGUUGUCUGGGAGUGUCCGCAGUCUGCCUGAGGCUGGGUGUGCAUGUUGAGUGUGGAAGGGCCUGGUGUGAGAGUGUGAGUUUGUCCUCCUCCGAGGGUCUGUGUGACUGAAUGCAGACCUGUGUGUCACGAGGGUCUAUGGUAGUUUGUCAUUUAAGGGAUCGUAUGUGACUGAGUGGGGGCGUUAGAGCAACAGGGAGCCCAGUCCUUUGUGACUCCUGUGGCUCUGGUAAUGGAGUUUGGCUUCUGUGUGUGGUUUUGUGUGGGAGGGGCUUACGUGGAGGGCGAGUUUGUGUGGCUGUUGUGGUUCGUGACCCUGUGCCAUGCUGGAUGUCCCUGUGGGAAGGGCUUGCCUGAGGAAGCGAACAAUGUGCGUGUGGUUGUGUUUGUGUGCAAGUAUAACAAGUGUCCCCAAACCAGGUGGCCACACUGUGCUGAGUCCGCGUGGCUGCGUUCAUCUGAGCUAAUUGCGUUCCAGGAUGUGGCGAUAGACUUCUCCCAGGAGGAGUGGGGGCAGCUGAGUCCUGGCCAGAAGGUGCUGUACUGGGACGUCAUGCUGGAAAACUACAGGAACCUGAUCUCACUGGGAAUUUGCAGUUUUGAAAACUUUAUUUCAGACUGGGGCACUGGGUCUGACGACAGGAUACCUUCAAAGCAUAACAUCUCUGAAGAGUCACCUCAAAAGAAGGGACAUCGGGACAUGAACUUCAUAAAGGCCUGCAGAGAGAACAGCCUCUCUGAGAUGCCCAUCCUGGUGGAAUCUCUGAGCAGCUUCACAGAGAAGAAAGGCUAUGGAUGUCCUGAAUGUGGGAGAGCCUUCAGCUCCAAGUCCUUCCUUACUCAGCACUGGUGGAUCCACACAGGGGAGAGACCCUAUGAAUGCAGUGAGUGCACGAGGGCCUUCAGCCAGAGAGCAAACCUUACUCAGCAUCAAAGAAUUCAUUCUGGAGAGAAACCAUACAAGUGUGAGGACUGUGACAAAGCUUUCAGGCGGAGCUCCUCCCUCCGGGAGCACCAGAUCACCCACAGUGGCAGGAAGCCAUUUCUCUGUAAUGAAUGUGGGAAAGGCUUCAGCAAAUGCUCAGCCCUCCUCUCCCAUCAGAGGAUUCACACUGGCGAGAAACCCUAUCAGUGCAAUGAGUGUGGGAAGGCCUUUAGUGAUCAGUCUUUCUUCAGCCAGCACCGGAGGAUCCACAGUGGGGAGAAACCUUACCAAUGCAGUGAAUGUGGAAAGGCCUUUAGCUGGGCCUCAUCCCUUAAUCUCCACCAGAGAACUCAUACAGGUGAGAACCCCUAUAAGUGUCCCGACUGCAGGAAACCCUUCCAGUACAGGUCCUCCCUCAUCGAGCACCGGAAAACCCACACAGGAGAGAAACCCUACAAAUGCAGUGACUGUGAGAAGACUUUCCGCUACAGCUCCUCCCUCAGCCUCCAUCAGAGAACUCACACUGGGGAGAGUCCCUACACGUGUAAGCAGUGCGGGGACGCCUUCAGGUACCACUCCUCCCUGACCAAGCACCAGUGGACCCACAAAAUCAAGACACCCCAUGAGUGUAAGGAAUGUCUAAAAGCCUUUAGUUGUGAUUCAUCCCUUAAAGUACAUCAGAGGAUCCAUACCAGGGAGAAAUCCUAUGCAUACAGUGAGGGUGAGGAAGACCAUUGUGGCAACUGACUUCCAGCAGUUCUUAAUAAAACAGA